This is a messenger RNA of Guillardia theta CCMP2712, 1437 nucleotides long. RefSeq lists its product as hypothetical. The coding region runs from base 1 to 1437 and encodes 478 amino acids. Gene Ontology annotation, molecular function: carbon-sulfur lyase activity; transaminase activity. Lineage: Eukaryota; Cryptophyceae; Pyrenomonadales; Geminigeraceae. The transcript has 4 exons. Gene Ontology annotation, biological process: amino acid metabolic process. The record is from RefSeq and is a predicted model, not a curated record.
AUGGAGCGCGAAGAUGAAGAAACUGGGAUGAUCGAGAAGGAGGAGGGAGGGAAGAAGGUAUGGAAGGACGUAGUGAUCGGGGUCCUCCUUCUCUGCACGCUGUCCCUUGGCAUUUCGACGGCAUUGCUGGCGGCAAAAGCAGCAAACAAAGCAUCCAGUAUAGGAGAAUUCUUCUGUCAGAUCUCAGGAACGAUUCCAAGCACUCCUGCUCCUGCCCCCUCCCCUCCGGUUAUCUCAACAGAGCUGAGCAAGGUGGUGGACGAAACCAUGAGCGCCUGUUCCAAUCAAGGGUACAAGUACACUGGAGAGACAAACUGCACAUGCAUGGAUUGCUACACAGGCGCCCGCUGCCAAACAUUUGUUGGAGCGGACAAGUGCAGCAUCGACGCCAACGGAGGGAGCCCGUACAUGUUUGCCGAGUACUGGGUGCGGUAUCCUGAAACGGAGUUUCAAAUGAAGCUAUCCGAGCGUCUAGGAUACCUCCCUGCUGGUAUCAGGAGCAGGCUAGAGGAGGGCAUAAGAAAGCUGCACAAGUUAGCGGGGAACGCAGUUACGGACAACAUGAACAUCGUCUUUGGUGACGGCUCUACCCCGCUCCUGACCUUGGUAUCCACGAUUCUGCAGAGCUCUACCAACAGUCUUCCUCUCAAGGUCUGGGCCCAGAAGCCUUUCUACUCGGGCUACUCAUCCCUCUCUUACGCCAACCUCGUCAAGUUCGUCGGCGACGAGGAGAACAGGACGACGGCAGCAGCGGACGAGAAGGUCGUCGAGUAUGUGACCUCUCCUAACAACCCAGACGGAGAGAUCAGGACGGGUGUUCUUUCCCAUCCUCUCACAGUCUUCGACAAGGCCUAUAGCUGGCCCAUGUACACCUUCAUCGACCAGCCGUUCAAUACCUCUGCUCAUCCCCUCUCCCUAUGGACUCUGUCCAAGGUAACUGGGCAUGCUUCCUCCCGCGUUGGCUGGGCUCUCGUAGGGGACAAGAAGCUGGCGGACGCGAUGCAGGCCAUGGCAUGCCCCAUCGGCUGUCCGGUGGAAAGUCAGUUGGUAGCGAUCAGGGCGAUCGAGCAUGUGCUGAGCACACAAGGGGAGCUGAUGAAGUGGGGGAGGGCAAAGUUCACUGAGAGGUGGGGGAGGAUAGGCGAAGUGUUCAGGAAUGUCUCCUGCUACAAGGUCAGGAACCCUCGCGCCGAAGGAUACGAUCGAUAUGAUCAGAAAGUGUACAAACAGACGCCUCCCUACCUAUGGAUGGAAUGUCUCAACCUCCCUGAUCAGAAGAGCUGCGGGGAUAUGCUGAGAUCGUAUGGCAUGAAAUGCCGAGAUGGCGAGUAUUUCGGCAUGCCAAAGAGUUUUGCUCGCCUGUCCCUCUACGUCGCAUCCCCUGUCUUCAAUGUCCUCAUACAGAAAUUGACCAACAUGUUUGCCAACACAUGCUGA